Messenger RNA from Cladophialophora yegresii CBS 114405, 1554 nucleotides. Its product is annotated as cytochrome P450 oxidoreductase. The transcript is spliced from 2 exons. The record is from RefSeq and is a predicted model, not a curated record. Bases 1 to 1554 code for a protein of 517 amino acids. Gene Ontology annotation, molecular function: iron ion binding; heme binding; oxidoreductase activity, acting on paired donors, with incorporation or reduction of molecular oxygen. NCBI's taxonomy places the organism in Eukaryota, Fungi, Ascomycota, Eurotiomycetes, Chaetothyriales, Herpotrichiellaceae.
AUGGCGUCCACCACGCUCUCAAACCUCGUCACUGCUGCUAAACAAGCCAUCUUUGCUCAUCCAAUCCUCCUUGUCGUCGGACUGUUCGCGCUCUCGCUGGUCUAUAACAAACUUAGACCGGGACUCAGAGGGAUCCCAGGACCACCGGUUGCUGCCUACACCAAGCUAUGGCGCCUGUAUGAUGUCUGGAGAGGACAUGCUCACAUGACUGCCAUCGACAUUCACAAGGAGUAUGGCCCUGUGGUUCGCAUUGGUCCAAGCCAUGUCUCGAUUUCAGACCCGUCUGUGAUACCAGUCAUCUACGGCAUCAAAGAGAACUUUACCAAGACGGGCUUUUACCCAAUCCAGUGCAUUUCAUGGAAGAAGAAGCCGGAAAUGAACCUCUUUUCAACCCGUGAUCCAGAGUACCACCGCGUUGAGAAGCGGAAGGUCGGCGCAGCAUACAGCAUGCCCAACCUGUUGCAGUCUGAAGCGGCUAUUGACUCUUGUGUGUCGCUUUUCAUGUCCCGUCUCGACGAAUAUGCUUCAAGAGGAGAACCUGUGGAUCUUGGCGCCUGGCUGCAAUACUUCGCUUUCGAUGUCGUCGGCGAGGUGACCUUUGCAAGUAAACUCGGAUUCUUGGAGCAGGGGAAGGACGUCGAUGGUAUGAUGAAGGCUAUCGAAGGCAUGCUCACGUACGCUGCUCUUUGUGGUCAAGUUCCCGAGAUGCACGACCUCCUCCUUGGGAACCCGUUGUUCACCAAGCUCAUGCCAGCCAUGGAAACUUGGAAUCAAGUGCUUGUCUUCACGCUGAAAGCAAUCAACGGACGAGCCAGCAUCAAGCGAGAUGGCGAGUUGAUCAACGCAGACGUCGAGGGCCGAGACAUGCUCAGUAGGUGGGCAUAUGUCAAAUCAUCUGAUCCGCUGAAGAUGAGUAGCCGCGAUAUCAUUGUGCACCUGAGCACAAACGUCUUUGCGGGCUCGGAUACGACGGCGAUCGCCUUGCGCGCCAUCGUAUAUUUCCUCUGCCGCAACCCGGAGUGUAUGGACCAGCUUGUCGCCGAGAUUGAUGCGGUAGACAAAGCAGGGAAGCUUAGUCGCCCGAUUUCACAUAAAGAAGCCACUACCGAACUUCCCUAUCUGGGCGCCGUUGUCAAGGAAGCCAUGCGCAUUCAUCCCUCGGUCGGGUUUCUUAUGGAACGCCAUGUUCCAGCCGAAGGCCUCGACGUCCAAGGUUACCACAUCCCCGCAGGUACGAUAGUGGGAAUCAACCCUUGGGUCACCAAUCGAUCACCAGUCUUUGGUCCUGAACCAGAGAAGUUCAACCCCAGCCGUUGGUUGACGGCAUCACAAGAGCAGCUGAAAGAGAUGGACAACAUCUGGGAGCUCAACUUCGGUGCAGGCAGCCGGAAAUGCAUCGGCCGCAACAUCUCUUGGAUCGAGAUUCACAAGGUCAUCCCGGAGCUGCUUAGGCGGUACCGAGUCGAGCUGACUUAUCCGGAGAAGGAGUGGCAUAUCUGCAACCAUUGGUUUGUGCAGCAGGAGGGCCUUAUUUGUAGCCUGACCAGAAGGUGA